CGGGGGCGUGUCGCUAGGCGACGGGUCAGGAGAGAGGCCGCGUCGCGGGCCGGUCGCGGCCCUGUCGCCGGGUCGCGAUGCCCGAGGGCCCGGAGCUGGCCCUGGCCGGGCGCUACAUCAACGAGGCGUGCGGCGGGCUGGUGUUCUGCGGCGGGGCCGAGCGCUCGGCCGUGGGCCGCGGCCCGGAGGUGCCGUUCCGCAGCGAGGCGUACCGCCUGGGCGCCGCCGCCCGCGGCAAGGAGCUGCGGCUGCGCCUGGAGCCGCUGGGCCCCGGCCGCCCGCAGGCCCUCGUCUUCCGCUUCGGCAUGUCCGGGGGCUUCGGCCUGCGCCCCGCCGCCGCGCCGCCCCGCCACGCGCACCUGCGCUUCCUCACCCGCGAGAGCCCCCCGCGCGCCCUCUGCUUCGUCGACGCCCGCCGCUUCGGCUCGUGGCGCCUGGGCGACGCCUGGCAGCCCGGCCGCGGGCCCUGCGUGCUCUCCGAUUACCGGGCCUUCAGGGAGAACGUGCUGAAGAACCUGGACGAUAAGGCUUUUGACAAGCCCAUCUGUGAGGCCCUCUUGAACCAGAAGUACUUCAAUGGGAUCGGCAACUACCUCCGUGCUGAGAUCCUGUACAGGUGAGGUGCAUUUCAUCCUCCCUUUGAAAAGGCUCGGACGGUGCUGGAAGCCCUGAAGCAUCAGGAGCAGAAUUCUUCCCUGACGCUGAGUAAGAAGCUGAAGCUGAAGCGGGAUAACCCGGACCUCCUGGAGCUGUGCCACACGGUGCCCAUGGAGGUCGUGGCGGCGGAGAAAAACCUCCUUGACCCAGACCACGCGGACAACCACACCGCCUUCAAGAACUGGCUGCAGUGCUACGGGGUGCCUGGCAUGAGCUCCCUGCGCGACCACAACGGCAGGACCAUAUGGUUCCAGGGCGAGCCCGGCCCCAUGGCUCCCAGAGGUCAGACGUCCCGCAAGAAGCGCGCUGGCCCAAAGGCAGACCCUGACGCGCCGACUGCUGAGGUCACCACACGCGCCUCCAAACGGCGCUCCAGGCGUGCGGAGAACCCCGCAACGUUGGCCGUGAAGAAGGAGGAAGAGGAGGAGGACGAAGCAGUGCCUGAGCGGCCAAGGAAGGGCCGUGCCCGUGCGAGGAGGGCAGCAGCUGCCGCUCCGGCCUCCUCUGAGCCCGAGGCUCCCGUCAAAGUGACAAGACGCCGGGCGUCUGCACGCAAGGGCGCAGGCGCAGCCCCCGCAGUGUGAGCGCCGCAAGCUGCCUUCCUCCCACCUCCUCCUCCUCCGGCGUGGCGCUGGCUGGGCCCCGGGGCCGCCUUCAGGCACGGCCCUCCCGUGCUGGGGGCAGGCUGCGUGCCUCCCCUUACGGUUUUUAAUCGUGUUCUCCAAAACCUCACUGGUCCGGCUUGGGUGGCGGGAGCAGUUCUUCAGGACCACAGACUGAGGUCUUCGGGUGCCGUGUCGCUCUGACUCUUCCCUCUGCCUAACAGUGCAUUUCCUCAGCCUUUUCUGACUGCUCCCUGGGUCCCCGAGACAGCCGUUUUUAGCUGCUUAAUAAAAGUAUUUUGUGUACAAGUCA
Messenger RNA from Cygnus atratus (black swan), 1572 nucleotides. It is a transcript of the gene NEIL1, whose product is annotated as nei like DNA glycosylase 1. Gene Ontology annotation, cellular component: nucleus. Lineage: Eukaryota; Metazoa; Chordata; Aves; Anseriformes; Anatidae. Gene Ontology annotation, biological process: base-excision repair. Gene Ontology annotation, molecular function: zinc ion binding; DNA-(apurinic or apyrimidinic site) endonuclease activity; nucleic acid binding. The record is from RefSeq and is a predicted model, not a curated record.